Acaulospora colombiana is the source of this 152-nucleotide messenger RNA. Lineage: Eukaryota; Fungi; Glomeromycota; Glomeromycetes; Diversisporales; Acaulosporaceae. The record is from the annotation of a GenBank genome assembly.
UCAUCCCAAAAAUCGUUCCUGCCGCUAGCCGGCGUAUUCCUACACGUUUAGAAAGAGGUGGGGCUAGUGGUACUGAGGUUCACGGCCUAGCCGGACACACUGUACCCGGACACUCUGCCCCCUGGAACGGCCAAGGCAAUACUGGACACUGA